Messenger RNA from Hermetia illucens (black soldier fly), 521 nucleotides. RefSeq lists its product as uncharacterized. The coding region runs from base 105 to 443 and encodes 112 amino acids. Lineage: Eukaryota; Metazoa; Arthropoda; Insecta; Diptera; Stratiomyidae. The record is from RefSeq and is a predicted model, not a curated record. The transcript is spliced from 3 exons.
CUUAAUCGUGGAUAUAAAAGCUCGGAAGCGUUUUCCCAGCCAUUAAACGAUAACAUUCGCUCUAAGAUAAUCGUGAAGUUGCAAAUUGAAAAUAAUUAACGAAAAUGCAAGUGUUGUGGGUGAUAAUGAGUCUAAUUAUUGCAGUGAAUGCAUAUGAAUCAUAUCUGCCCGAUUCAAGACACCCAGGUGUUGACGACAAAUGCUAUCUGAAGGAAACAAAAGAAUUUAUUGAAUUUGGAAAGGUUCAUACCCCAGUCGGUAUUUGCGAGAAAUUCACAUGUCGUGAUGACUUUGUUAUCCGUGUUGAUCAUUGCCCCAAAUAUGCAGUACCAGAAGGGAGAGAAGUGAUACCAAUUGAUUUAACGCUACCUUUCCCUGAAUGUUGUGUGAAACUUAAGUAUGUAGACCAGGAAGGGAAUACGGUAAUAAGGAGCACAGCCUAGAGGAUGGAUUGGUUGAAAUGGUAUACAAUAAAGGAACUUUUCAUGAAUAUGUUGCAAUAAAUAUGAUUUUCCCGUUGU